This is a messenger RNA of Acanthaster planci (crown-of-thorns starfish), 1587 nucleotides long. It is a transcript of the gene fdx1, whose product is annotated as ferredoxin 1. NCBI's taxonomy places the organism in Eukaryota, Metazoa, Echinodermata, Asteroidea, Valvatida, Acanthasteridae. The record is from RefSeq and is a predicted model, not a curated record. Gene Ontology annotation, cellular component: mitochondrion. Gene Ontology annotation, molecular function: electron transfer activity; 2 iron, 2 sulfur cluster binding. Gene Ontology annotation, biological process: P450-containing electron transport chain.
GACGCACAGGGGUCAUUUCCACAAAGGUUGACGAACUAUACACAUGUGUACUGUACAUAUCCGGGAUCGCGUAGUCAGACUGGGUUUCUGCAUUCUGGUAUAGCACUGGCACUGAGUUUGAGCAUUAAGAUUUCUUUGAAAUGUCGUCAGUCAUCCUAAGUGCUUUGUGCAGACCUGUUUCCACAGCCUUGUGCAGGUUUCCCUCCACAAAUCGACUGCCAAAGUACAGACGGACUUUCGAAAUUCUCUUUCGCCAGGUCAUCAAGUCGGGUUCUUCGUCACCAUGGUCACGGUUGAAUGCGCAGACUUAUACCUCCACCUGCAUCUCAAAGUCUAGGACUUCGUUUCCCGGCUUUUCUGUUUGUAAUCGUGUCAGCAGUCUGGGAGACAGCAGUUUACAUACAGUACCUCCCAAGCACCCCACAAUAUGUAACGAAAGACUCAUUUCAAUGAGCGCACGACACCUUGCGAAAAAGGGAGAAUUGGUCACCAUCCACUUCAUCAACAGAGAUGGGGAGAAGAUUACCGUGAAAGGCAGAACCGGUCAGAAUAUACUGGACGUUGUGGUGGACAAUGACCUGGACAUUGACGGAUAUGGUGCGUGUGAAGGGACCCUUUCCUGCUCAACAUGCCACCUGAUCUUCGCUGACGAUCUCUUCCAGCAUUUGCCAAAGCCGUCGGAUGAGGAACUUGACAUGUUGGAUCUGGCGUACGGGCAGACCGAUACGUCCCGCCUUGGCUGCCAAGUCAUCCUGACCAAGGAGAUGGACGGGAUGACUGUUGUCGUUCCAGAAGGGGUAGCAGACGCCAGGGAUGUUUGAAGCCGGCUAGGUGGACCAUUGUGCCAAACUCUAGGGGGCUCUGUGACGAUUACAAUCAUCUCAUAACAGAUGCAUUGUUUUGUACGCUUCCUCCAGUAACUCAUUUCUUUGCCCCCUCGGAAUCUUACCUGUGCAAGCUCUGCAGCCACUUCGGAGAUACUUUAUGAGUUCAAGGAGACACAGUUGUUAUAAUGGUGAUGGCGUGGGCACAAUGUCUUGGAAGACUGCAUAACAGAUUUAUAUGCUAAGCAAAAAUAGGCUGGAAACCAGUCACAAAGAUAAUGAAAUGUGUGGCAUUUUAGCAGGCAACCUACUUUUGUUAAGCAGAUUAUUUUCCAUGUUGAGCAGAUUCUGGAAAAAAAAAAUUUCCAUAGUGUCAGCAGAAUCUCUCUCAAAAAGAUCAGUUUUAAUUCCAAGUGUGAUUAUCUUCACAUAAGUAUGUAUUCAGGAUGCUGUAAGAGGAAUGAUUUCAGAGAAUUAGAUUAGCGGGAUAUAUAUUUUUGUUUUUGGAAAGUUGUGAUUUUUAAAAAUUCACCAUCUUUGGCUUUUAAUCAUAUACAGUGUAAUGAGUUUCUACUUGCUCACAUGGACCCUAUGUUUCAACAAUUUAUUAUAGAGUCUUGUUUAAUGUAAUGUUACUUGACUUCUUCUCUCAAGGGGAAAUGUAAAAUAAUAGCAUUUUUGGUGUUCUUUUCUAUUAGGGUAUGUAGUAGUACAAGAUAUAUUUUGGGUGGAAUAAAUGACGAUAGCAAAUUUUAGUAAAGAA